ACAGUGGUCAGGUCAUAGCCGAGGAUUGGAAGAAGACGGACAGGAGCAGAGGGUACUUAGACCUCAGCCAAAGAGACUACUACUGUUCGCAAACAACGAGAAUCUAUCGCAAAACAACGACUGAUGGCAGGCCGGCUAGUUAGUUUGCUUUUCUUCGUUCUUCUCGUAUAUCUAGCACGAUUGCUACAACGUAAUCGCGAGGCACUGAAGGCCGCGUCAUAAUUCACAGCGGAAUUAAAGAUUUUUUUCUCGUCAUCUUGGAUAUAUCGAAGCAAUCAAGAUGAUGAAGAUGAAACAGCAGCAGGGCCUUGUGGCUGAUCUAUAUCCCAAUAUAAGGGUCAUGAAGAUGUUUGGACAUUUCGUAUUCAACUAUUAUGAUGAUAAUUCGUCCAAGUACUUGCAUAAAGUGUAUUGCUGCGUGAAUUUAUUCCUACUGCUGUUGCAAUUUGGCCUGUGCGCUGUGAAUCUGAUAAUCGAGAGUGCCGACGUCGAUGAUCUCACGGCUAACACGAUCACUCUCCUCUUCUUUACGCACAGCAUCGUCAAGGUCGUCUAUUUUGCCGUGAGGAGCAAAUAUUUCUAUAGAACGUGGGCGAUAUGGAACAAUCCAAAUUCCCAUCCACUUUUCGCCGAGAGCAACGCCCGAUAUCACGCAAUCGCUUUGAAAAAGAUGAGGCUGCUCCUCUUCUUAGUCGGUGCUACUACCGUGCUCACUGCGAUUGCUUGGACCGUUCUCACCUUCUUUGAGCAUCCGAUCAGAAAACUUGUAGAUCCGGUCACGAACGAGACGACGAUUAUCGAGUUACCGCAACUGUUGGUCCGCUCGUUCUAUCCGUUUGAUGCCAGUAGAGGGAUAAAACACAUAUUGGUGCUCAUAUAUCAAUUCUAUUGGGUGCUCUUCAUGCUUAUUAACGCCAAUUCGUUGGAUGUACUUUUCUGCUCAUGGCUGCUAUUUGCCUGCGAACAGCUGCAACAUCUGAAACAGAUCAUGAAACCUCUUAUGGAACUGAGCGCAACUUUGGAUACCGUGGUUCCUAAUAGCAGUGAACUCUUCAAGGCCGGUAGCGCGGAUCAUCUCCGCGAAUCGGAAAACAAUCAGUCUCAGUUACCAGCACCACCCCAGGGCGACAGCAUGCUAGAUCUCGAUCUUCGUAACAUAUACAGCAAUCGGCAGGAUUUCACGGCGACCUUCCGGCCGACCGCUGGUAUGACCUUCAACGGGGGCGUGGGACCGAAUGGGUUAACGAAGAAGCAAGAGAUGCUCGUGAGAAGCGCCAUCAAAUAUUGGGUGGAGAGACACAAACAUAUUGUCAGAUUGGUCACCGCAGUUGGAGACGCGUACGGUUUCGCGCUUCUGCUUCACAUGUUAACGACGACCAUUACUUUGACGUUACUCGCCUACCAAGCGACAAAGGUGAAUGGUAUAAAUGUUUACGCGGCCUCCACGAUCGGCUAUGUACUUUACACGUUUGGCCAAGUCUUCUUGUUCUGCAUAUUUGGAAAUCGCUUGAUAGAAGAGAGUACUUCGGUGAUGGAGGCGGCUUAUUCUUGCCACUGGUACGAUGGAUCGGAGGAGGCUAAGACUUUCGUGCAGAUUGUGUGUCAACAGUGUCAGAAAGCUAUGUCAAUAUCGGGAGCGAAAUUUUUCACGGUGUCUCUAGAUCUCUUUGCUUCGGUACUGGGAGCCGUAGUAACCUACUUCAUGGUGUUGGUGCAACUGAAGUGAACAUUUGGGUUUGUGCGUUUCAGAUACGAACACAGCAUCUCGUGUUGCACGUGGCUGUGCGAAAUUAUAUUUUUUAAGAUGUUUACAAGGGACCAAAUGUGGAGUAUUUGUAUUCGAAAAGAAUUUCCGCAGGGAGAAUCCUGCGUUUUUACGAGCGCAUAUAGUGAAAUAUUCAGUGAAAAGAUUUAAGAUUUAAAUUACAUAAAA
Molecule: messenger RNA, 1933 nt
Organism: Camponotus floridanus (Florida carpenter ant)
Lineage: Eukaryota; Metazoa; Arthropoda; Insecta; Hymenoptera; Formicidae
Gene: Orco
Product: odorant receptor coreceptor
Exons: 9
Coding region: 281-1726 (481 amino acids)
Biological process (GO): detection of chemical stimulus involved in sensory perception of smell; sensory perception of smell
Cellular component (GO): plasma membrane
Molecular function (GO): olfactory receptor activity; odorant binding
Source: RefSeq, a predicted model, not a curated record